CCGGCCGCUCACCAGUGCCGAUCAAAAUAUCAUCAUUAUCGCCGCGAAAGUGAAUUCGAUUAUUGUACACAUCGAGAUUGAAUUCAAAAUUAACGUUUUUUUUUAGUGUUUGAGUAUAUAAUAUCUAUAACACUUUCAGUGUACAAGUAAUUACAAAUUAGAAAAAUGAUUUAUCUAAUCGCUUCGAUUUUCCUGCUCACAUACCAAGUUCACGGCCAGAGGGAAGAGUUCAAGUGUCCGGACGAGUACGGGUUUUACCCGCACACCACAUCAUGCGACAAGUACUGGAAGUGCGACAACAACGUUGCCGAGCUGAAGACUUGCGGCAACGGAUUGGCGUUCGACGACACCGACCCCAAAUACUUGAAAGAGAACUGCGACUACUUGCACAACGUGGACUGUGGUGCCCGAACGCAAUUGGAACCGGCCAUCAGCACGCCCCACUGUCCCAGACUGUACGGAAUCUUCCCAGAUGACGUCAAGUGCGAUACCUUCUGGAACUGUUGGGGAGGCGAAGCCAGUAGGUACCAGUGUUCUCCUGGAUUAGCUUACGAUCGCGAAUCCAGGGUGUGCAUGUGGGCUGACCAAGUGCCCGAGUGCAAGGUCGAAGAAGUGGCUAACGGUUUCAACUGUCCCGCCGCUGGUGAAGUCGUAGCUUCUAUCGGGUCGUUUAGCAGACACGCGCAUCCAGACGACUGCAGGAAGUACUACAUCUGUCUUGAAGGUACACCUAGAGAAUACGGAUGUCCCAUCGGUACGGUGUUUAAAAUUGGUGACGCCGACGGCAGCGGAAAUUGUGAGAACCCGGAGGACGUGCCCGGAUGUGAGGAUUACUACGGAGACUUGGAUCUGAAGGCGAUUAGAAAGAGCGAGUUGUUAUCUGGACUAGAAAACACCAAGCCUAAGACGUCCGAACCAGCAGCGCCUAAGGCUCCCAAAUCUCAGCCACAAAGGGCCACUCAACAACCAAGGCCACAACAGCAGGCCGCUCAACAACAACAACAACAACAACAAAGGCCACAACCGGCCAUUCCACAGGGAUCCAAAGACUACGAAGAUGCCUGAACAUUACCUACCGCGCGUAGCCCGGUCACUACACAAGACUAAUAACAAACUUUAAAGAAGUUUUUUUUUAAUUAUAUUUUGUAUUUUCUUAAAUUUAAAUUGAGUGAGCACUGGGAUAUAUUAAUGGGAUUAUUUAACGUUCCCAGCAUACGUAUAAUGUUAGACUAAUCUUCGUUUAACAUUGCAUAAUUAUUAGUGCUCACACAAUUUAAUCCAUUUUAUUAUUAUUAUUAUUAUUUUUAUUUGUUUCCUCUUUUUUCUUUUUAAUAAUUAUAUGGCAAUCGAUGUGCCUGUCAAAUAUCCACAGCUAUAAUUUCCAAUUUAUAUAAAUUAUUCCAUAUUCAAUUUUUGCUUUUACAUGUUAUACGAUGAGUUGUUUAUUACGUUGAAUUUUUUUGUUUCCCAUUCAAGCGCAAAAUCAAAAAGAAAAAAUUCUUAGGUGUUCAUUUUUUAAAUAUUAUAACUACUUCCUAGUUUUUGUUGUAUCUAUGAUAAACUAAACCGUCCGUCCAUAAUUAAUAGUUGGUAUAUUACUAUACCUAUAGUUAUUUUGUGUAAAU
Molecule: messenger RNA, 1625 nt
Organism: Adelges cooleyi (spruce gall adelgid)
Lineage: Eukaryota; Metazoa; Arthropoda; Insecta; Hemiptera; Adelgidae
Gene: Gasp
Product: protein obstructor-E
Exons: 5
Coding region: 166-1065 (299 amino acids)
Cellular component (GO): extracellular region
Molecular function (GO): chitin binding
Source: RefSeq, a predicted model, not a curated record